AAAACACUCCAUUCAUGGAUGAAAGAGAGACUGCAAAUAUCGGAGGUGAAUUACCAGGACGUCAUAUUCACCUUCCAUUCGAAUUCAAUGAUGCAGACAAACUUGGGCCGUGGGACAUACUGCUCAGUGAAAGCACUAUCAAGGAUAUACAGAACAUGGUUUUAAAUGAAAACGUCGAAGAUAUGCGGGUAGAAUUGCCUUUCACUAUUGAAAGAGUCAUGGAAAAACUUAGACAGUUAUCUUCCGGGGCGUGGAACAAAUACAAACUCAAACUUAAGGUGUCAUCUCUCAUCAUUCCUAUCUAUGAAGUAGAGGUAUCUGAUAACGGUCUGAAGAUUAUCUGGCAAGUUGACUAUGGGUUCUCUACCCGUAGCCAUUUGUACACACAACAUGUAAAGGUUUGGGCAGUCACCGCAUGCCAAGAAAAUAUUAACAAUACAUUAAAAACCCUCAAAAGUGUUCAUAAGAUCUACACCCCCGAGUACAUUAGUCGGUGUACGAUCCAAAAGACAGGUAAAGGCAAUGUCGAUUUACCGAAAUGCUUUGGGGAUCAAGAGAUAGUAAAGUUCACCGACGAAAAGUUAAGUGACGAAAAACUGCUUGAAGCCCAUAAAAUACUUGUUACAAAUAAAUUUAUCCCUAUAUCAAGGAAUUUAUUCAAAUCGCUCAUACUGAGUGGCUCUGACUUCGCAUUUCAAGUAUCUAAGACCGAGUACGAGAUAAUUAGCCAUCCUACGACGUUGGCGAUUGUUUUUGGUCGAUCGGGGACUGGCAAGACCACUUGCAUCGUAUUUAGACAGCUCGUUUCAUACUUGAGAAACCAACUUUAUAGGAACCCAUUAUCGCAUAGUGGCGACGAGGGUUUCUCUAAAAGGCAAAUUUUUAUUACAGUGAACAAAGAACUAUGCAAGCGUGUAAAGAAAUACUUCAAGAAGCUGCAGAAUUCGGCGCUGCUUGCUGGAAGAAAUAUAUCGAAGGUUGAGUUUAUUGAGUGGAAGAAGAAGACACGUGAUGUUAUUAUGGAGGAACUUGAUGUCAAAAUCCCGAACUCGUUCCGUCAACUGGCAGACCAUCAUUUCCCAUUAUUCGUUACUUUCCACAAGUUUUCGAAAAUGCUCCAGGGUACCUACGGUAUUGACACUCGAAUGUUAACCACAAAACAAAAUCAAAAGCACGAUAAGCUGUGGAAACGCUAUGUUGACUACAAUCUUUUCGAAAAGAAGUAUUGGAAUCAUCUCAGUGAUUCUUAUAGAAAAAAGUUGGAUUGCGAGCUGGUCUACUCCGAGUUCUCUAUUAUCAAGGGCACGAAUAUUGAGGUAGACUACCUGUCAAGGGAAGAAUACCGGUCCAUUAGUACCAGGAAAUAUCCAGCAUUCUGUUACAAUCGUGAUGAGAUUUAUGAUUUAUUUGAGAAAUAUGAAAUGAAGAAGGCGCAGAAUUAUGACUUUGAUUCAAUGGAUCGGACUCUAGCCAUAUUACGCGCAAUGAAAACAAGGCCAUUUGAUGGCCCGCACAUUCAUGAAGUUUACAUUGACGAAUGUCAGGAUAACCAAAUUAUAGAUUACGAGCUUAUCUUCAAACUCUUUAACCGCGCUGACAGCAUUUAUUUGGCCGGAGAUGUAGCGCAAUGUAUUGCUCGGGGGUCUUCUUUCCGAUUCCAGGACUUAUACGCAUUAAUGUAUCAACAAAAUCUUAAUCGAGUCCAAAACAACCAAUACAAUUUCUUAAAACCAAUAAAGUUUGAACUAAACGUUAACUACCGCUCCCAUAACGGGAUUCUUCGACUUGCUUCGUCAGUAAUCUAUCUCAUCCAGAACUUCUUCCCUGAUUCAAUUGACCAACUGUCACCAGAAUACGGUGAGAUUGACGGUCCACAACCUCUCAUCUUCGAGGAUUGUCAAGCCGAAACCUUUUUCAACACCGGUAUUAAUGACAAAGACAAUAAGGAAGAGGAUACCCUUAUCGAAUUUGGAGCUAGCCAGGUUGUUAUUGUACGUGAUAAAGCUACCGUAGAUCGUGUGAAAGAAAUAAAUAAAGAUAUUAGACCGGUAUUUACUGUUUUCGAAGCAAAAGGUUUGGAGUUCAAUGACGUGAUAUUGUAUAAUUUCUUUACUGACUCGCCCGCACGCUCAAAGUGGCGAGUAAUUCUCUCCUCUUUGAAUGAUUAUGAUGGGGGAAUUCGAACCUUCUCCCAUGAGAAGCAUUAUAUCCUUUCUUCGGAGCUUAAACAUCUUUAUGUCGCAAUAACUAGAGCCCGGGAGCGCCUCUGGAUUUUUGAUGAAGAUGCCGAGUUGAGCGAGCCAAUCAGAACGUACUGGAAAUGUAGGAAUCUAGUUAAAGUAGCAAAGGAAAAUAACAUAUCUUCCUUGCUUAAAAAGAGUAGUUCAUUAGACUGGAAUGACGAAGGACAGAUGUUUUAUGAGCAACAGAGAUAUGAACUUGCUAUGUUUUACUUCCAAAAGAGUGGAAACGAGGAAAGAGUAAAACUAGCUAAUGCGUAUCAUCUUCAAAAGGAUGCUAGGGAUUCCUUCAUAAUCGGAUCUGAUAGAAAAAUAGUGGAGUCCAAAUUCGCUUCCGCCGCUUUGGCCUUUAAAAAAUGUAAUUUGUUGAAAAAAGCAGCUUCAUGCUAUGAGGACGUAGACAUGUAUGAAAAAGCUGGCGAUUGUUACGUUGAAUUAAAUAUGAUCGAGACCGCUGCGCAUUGCUAUUUAAAAGGCGAGAUGUGGAACAAAGCAGGCAAUUAUUUUGAAGAUAUAAAGAAUUACGAUGAUGCAGUUAAAGCCUACAUAAAUGGUAGAAGUUAUGAAAAGGUAACCGAUUUGAUUCAGAGACGGAGACAAGAGAUUUCUAAAGAAACAAUCCAUCAAGUCAACAUCCAUUUUCGCAAUGAAGCAGAAAAAUAUCGUUUACAUGUAAAAUUCGAAGAGGCAGCUGAUAUGCUUAAACGUACGGUUGACAAUGAAGGAGACACAAUUGAAGCGUUACGGUGCCUAUUGUACCAAUGUAGAGUUUAUAUGCUGAAAAUGAUGAUUACAGAUCACACAAGCCAAAGUACCCAGAAGGAGAUGGAUAAGCUUCAUUCUAAAGCAACCGAGAUCAUUACUAAAAUUAAAUCCAAAUCUGAAUAUUGGAAGAGCCUAAUAGAUUGGAAAAUUAUAAUCGAAGAGGGUCAGUUAUACUCCUCUUAUUUAAAUGAAGAUCUUAAUAGAGUUCACAAGUGCAUAGAAUUUUUCAGUAAUCGUGAGGAACUUGUCGUUGAGUUUUUUGCGGUAAUAAUAUGGCUGCAAAUGCCAUCACCAUCCGAUAUUAAGAUCAAAUAUUGGGACGAGCGGUUACAAUGCCUUUUGAGACUAUGUAAAUUGACUUUUCCUUUUAUAGCUCCACAAAAAAAUACCGAUAUUGCUAAAAUCUCUAAAGACUUUGAGGAGAUAUUUUUUUGUUUUGUAAGCAAAAAGAGCCAUAAUAAACGGAAGAUUUCUUUUAACAAUCCAUUUUAUGAUAUUCUGGACACCAAUCAUAAAAAAAAUAAAGCCAUGGAGGACUGUUGGAAAGUUUAUGACGUGGAUGUCGUGCAUCAGAAAAUUUCUCAGUUCCUUGCUUCGUAUAUCUAUAAGCUCAUUUCGAAAGCAGAACAGGAUGGUAGAAACAACCCAGAUAUAGCUUCAAUAAUCUACGCAUCAUCGGAUAAUUGUCAAAUUCAAAAUUGCCGAAUGCAUCACGUAAUUCCGACAUCAUCAUUACCACAACUCCUGAAACUUGUGAGACUCCAAUACAAAGUGGUGCGAAGGUUGGAUGUAUUAUAUCAUUAUGGACUUCUUAGAGAGGAGAAAAGUAAAGAAUUUCUUGGUUCACAAAAGUGGUGGGCUGAAAAAUUGGUUAAAUGUCAUAUAGUCUUUCAAUCACCGCAGAAAAACUGCCCGGAGGUUACUAGUAUUAUAAAUGACGCAAACAAUAUUUGGUUAUUCAAUGAAUCUAAGAGUGUUGGCGACUUUGAAGUUUUGUUAAAAUCUAUGUUUUUUAUUCAGCGGAUGAUGAACAAAAAAGCCAUUGGGGAACUCCAUCGGGAAAUGUCGAAAACAAAAAUGAUAUCACGCCCUAACGAUCUACCCGUUGGUUUUGAAUAUUACUGUGGAAAUUUUCAAGUGAUUCCGGUUGGAAGGCAUCUCUCGCUAUUUUUCUCGUUUCUUCACAAUAAUAAAGUGAUCUCCGCGAUCAUAAGCUCAACAGCGUUUAUUCGUUAUGCCAUAAAAAAUAUUAAAAAAGUCAAUCUGUCUUCUUCCGAUGCUCUCGAUGAACUUACGUCUCUCAUGGAAUUUACAACGUCUUUAAUUUUUGCAGUCGGUCAAGAGUAUUGCGAUAUUUGUCUUCCUCGAGCUUAUCUAAUUAAUUACUUUGAAGCAUUUACCGCGAAACCACUCAUUCCGGGUCGAUAUAUUUAUAGCGAAAAGAACUAUCUGUAUACAAUCAAUAAUUCACUCGUUCAAGUUCAACGACUUCUCAACCUGCUAUUUGGUAAGGAACAGGUUAAAAUGACGAUUAUUCUUCGAUUGAUAAGGCUUAUGAUACUUAUCGGUUUAAACGAACCCACUGUUGCGCAGAAGAUUCUUGGUCUUUUCAACUCUUAUAGUAAAUACAUCUUUUCUAUAAAAUUUAAGAAAUACCUAGAAGAGAACAAUUUUAAACGUCUUGUGGCCAUACUGCAUAAUGACCUCAGAGAGAUACGUUGUGACUCCUUGGUUAUCGUUCGUCAACAAAAUGUAAGCACAUCAAAAUUUGCUUGCUUCGAAAAAUAUGGCAUCAAAUACCUUACAUACAGCACAAUUGAGGAAUUUCGUUCUUCCCUUCGGAAUUUCGGUUGA
This is a messenger RNA of Funneliformis mosseae, 4859 nucleotides long. NCBI's taxonomy places the organism in Eukaryota, Fungi, Glomeromycota, Glomeromycetes, Glomerales, Glomeraceae. The record is from the annotation of a GenBank genome assembly.